CCGUCAGCUUAGGUUGAGGCGCCCUGCGUGUGUCUAUAACUUUGUGCAGCCGCCGCGGCGGCCCUGCGCGUGCAAGGGAAGAGGAGGAAUGUGGAGGAGGGCGGCGGCGGCGCGCAGGCGGGCCGGCGGUUCCUCGGGCGGGCUUCGGCGGCGGCCGGAGCGCCUCUCCUCCUCCUUCGCCGCGCCCCGGGCCCGCGCGGGAGUGCGCGUCCUCUCCUCCCCUCGCCCCUGAAGGGAAGGAACCGAGGUAGGCGCCGGAGCAGCGGCGGCGGCAGUAGCGGCGGCGGCGCCCGGGAGUCCGAGCCUUCGCAGCGGCCCCGUCCCUCUCCCGUCGCACCCCGCCCGGGCCGAGAAGGGAGCGCGAGAGCCCGAGCCGCGGGGCGGGCGGGCGGGCGGGCGGCGAAGAUGGCAGAGGCGCUGGCCUCCCCGGCCCCGCUCUCUCCGCUCCAAGUGGAGCUGGACCCGGAGUUCGAGCCGCAGAGCCGGCCGCGCUCCUGUACGUGGCCCCUGCAGAGGCCGGAGCUCCAGGGCAGCCCGGCCAAGCCCUCGGGGGAGGCGGUCGCGGAUGCCAUGAUCCCCGAGGAGGACGACGAUGAAGACGACGAGGACGGCGGCAGGGCCGGCUCGGCCAUGGCGAUCGGCGGCGGCGGCGGCGGCGGCGCGCUGGGGGCCGGGAUGCUCCUGGAGGACCCGGCCCGGCUGCUGGCGCCCGGAGGGCAGGACCCGGGCUCCGGGCCGGCCCCCGCGGCGGGCGCGCUGGGCGGAGGGACGCAGUCGCCGCUGCAGCCCCAGCAGCCGCUGCCGCCGCCGCAGCCCGGGGCGGCGGGGGGCUCCGGGCAGCAGCCGCGGAAAUGCUCGUCGCGGCGGAACGCCUGGGGGAACCUGUCCUACGCCGACCUGAUCACCCGCGCCAUCCAGAGCUCCCCGGACCAGCGGCUCACGCUGUCCCAGAUCUACGAGUGGAUGGUGCGCUGCGUGCCCUACUUCAACGACAAAGGCGACAGCAACAGCUCCGCGGGCUGGAAGAAUUCGAUCCGACACAACCUCUCGCUCCACAGCCGGUUCAUGCGGGUCCAGAACGAGGGGACGGGCAAGAGCUCUUGGUGGAUCAUCAACCCCGAUGGGGGCAAGAGCGGGAAGGCGCCCCGCCGGCGAGCCGUCUCCAUGGACAACAGCAACAAGUACACCAAGAGCCGCAGCCGCGCGGCCAAGAAGAAGGCGGCCCUGCAGACGGCUCCCGAGCCGGCCGACGACAGCCCCUCCCAGCUCGCCAAGUGGCCCGGCAGCCCCACCUCGCGCAGCAGCGACGAGCUGGACGCGUGGACGGAUUUCCGCUCUCGCACCAACUCCAACGCCAGCACCGUCAGCGGCCGCCUGUCGCCCAUCCUGGCGAGCACCGAGCUGGACGAAGUCCAGGACGACGACGCGCCCCUCUCCCCGAUGCUCUACAGCAGCUCGGCCAGCCUCUCGCCCUCCGUGAGCAAGCCGUGCACCGUGGAGCUGCCCCGGCUGACCGACAUGGCAGGCACCAUGAAUCUGAACGACGGGCUGGCCGACAACCUCAUGGACGACCUGCUGGACAACAUCCCGCUCCCGCCGUCCCAGCCGUCCCCCACCGCGGCGGGGCUCAUGCAGAGGAGCUCCAGCUUCCCGUACACCGCCAAGGGCUCCGGCCUGGGCUCUCCGACCGGCUCCUUCAACAGCACCGUGUUCGGGCCCUCGUCUCUGAACUCCCUGCGCCAGUCUCCCAUGCAGACCAUCCAGGAGAACAAGCCAGCCACCUUCUCUUCCAUGUCGCACUACGGCACCCAGACACUCCAGGACCUGCUCACUUCAGACUCGCUCAGCCACAGCGACGUCAUGAUGACCCAGUCGGACCCCUUGAUGUCUCAGGCCAGCACCGCUGUGUCCGCCCAGAACUCCCGCCGGAACGUGAUGCUGCGCAACGACCCGAUGAUGUCCUUCGCGGCCCAGCCCAACCAGGGGAGUUUGGUCAACCAGAACUUGCUCCACCACCAGCACCAGACCCAGGGCGCGCUCAGCGGCAGCCGUGCCUUGUCGAAUUCUGUCAGCACCAUGGGCUUGAGCGAUUCCGGCAGCCUCGGGUCGGCCAAACACCAGCAGCAGUCUCUCGUCAGCCAGUCUAUGCAAACCCUCUCGGACUCUCUCUCAGGCUCCUCUCUGUACUCGACGAGUGCGAACCUUUCCGUCAUGGGCCACGAGAAGUUCCCCAGCGACCUGGACCUGGACAUGUUCAACGGGAGCUUGGAGUGUGACAUGGAGUCCAUUAUCCGUACUGACCUCAUGGAUGCCGAUGGGCUGGAUUUUAACUUUGAUUCCCUCAUCUCCACACAGAACGUUGUUGGUUUGAACGUGGGGAACUUCACUGGUGCUAAGCAGGCCUCAUCUCAGAGCUGGGUGCCAGGCUGAAGGAUCACUGAGGACAGGGGAAGUGGGCAAAGCAGACCCUCAAACUGACACAAGACCUACAGAGAAAACCCUUUGCCAAAUCUGCUCUCAGCAAUGGACAGUGACACCGUUUACAGCUUACCCCUUUGUGAGCCCCACGCCAUCCUCCCGGCCCAGCAGAGACUGUUAAUGCCCCCCCCCCCCCCCCUGGAUGAAGCACUCACCCUGGAACAGAACUCUCUCCACAAAGUAUGCACAUCUUCCUCGUACCUGACGAUGCGCCGCCCGCCUGCCCGCGCAGGACAGCCCCCGCCAGCACCGCCCGCCUCGGCCAGAGCGCACCAGGGCCCCCGGGGGCGAUUCUGUGGUGUUCUCCUAUCACGAUGGUGUAUGGGAUGUUUUUAAGUGUUGUUGUGUGUUUGUUUUCCUUUGGCUUUCUGAGUUUUCUCACUUGCAUUAACUUGCGGUAUUUUUUUCUGUUAAAAUGUUAACCAUUCUUCCCUAGGCAAAUGUAAAAAACAGAAGGGAAAAACGUACCACCCGUUCCCAUUCUGGCUUUGGGCAGCAGGAGCGGCUGCGCCCUGGAACUCCAUAAACGAACAGAUUACAUAAGCGCGAGGGGGAUGUUCUUUCUUCUUUUGUCUGGUAGAAAAGGAUCCUUUUCUAAAAACCGAACAAUGGCACAACUGUUCGCUGCGCGCACCCAUCCAGGACCGAGCCCUGCGGAGGGAAAGCCAACAGACCAGGCCACCAGCCCCGUGUGCUUCGGUUCCGAGUCAGGGCAGUCGGGGGACGCGACCCCAGCACCUGGGCUGCAGGGGCCACGUCAGGGUUUGUGGUCCCCUGUCAGUAUCGUGACCUAAUGCAGUGAACAAUGAUGUUGGUUAGGAAAUAGGUUUUUUUCAAGAAAGACAUCAGCUCGGCUGUCCACUAAUUGCCAAAUGCCAUGAAAGGAUUUAGUUAUAAGGAGAAAAGAAAAGAAAAAAAAAAGGAGUCCUGUUUUGCUUUGCAGAAGAAAUGAACUCGCAGGGGAGCAUCAAGCCGACAGAGAGACAUGGGUGAACAGUCCAAACCCGAGUCAGGAGAGACCUAGCACACACCCUCGAUAAUCUCCAGCCUUGUACUGUGUCAUCUGAUCUACUAGAUGUGUGUGAGUGAGAGGCAAUAGCAUACAAACUGGGUUUUUUCCCCCCUCUAUAUUAUUCCUAGAUGGUAAUUGUCCAAGUGACACAAUGGAUGUACAAGGUAGGGCAGUUUUGACUUAACCCCCCCCCCCCCCCCCACUUUCCUGCUUCUAUGGAUUUCAUUGCGUUUUGUUUUCAAAAAAGUUACGGUGCUGUAUAGGUGCUUUCUGUUUAACCAGGAACGUGUGACUAUACUGCUUAACCUUCUUUGGUAGACACAGACUAGUUUGGGAACACCUUUGGUACACAAGAAACUGGUGUAACGCUCUGAUUUAGCACAGCACAUGCAUACUUCUCCAAAGUGAUAUAAGAAGACUCUUUUCUUUGCAUAAAAUGCACUAGGCAUAUAAGUGUAUAAAUACAUUUUAUCAUGUACAGUACGGAAAUGGAGCAUUCUGCAUGGACGUUAGGAAUACAGGCUAGUAUUUCAGCACAGACCUCCCCGCAUGCGUUCUCGCCGACGCUCACACCGUGCAGUGGGCACCGACUCCCCUCCACCCACACAGACGUGCCGCCCGACCCCCUGCACCCACCACCGGCUGCCAGGCGGUGGGUGCAGGGGCUGCACCUUCGCUCUGUAGUUCCUCUGGGGGUGAUGGUGGUGGCGAUAACGGCUCCUCGCGGAAUGGAAGUUCCAUUUGGUAUUGUCACGCGUCUCUCCCACCUCGCUUGGGUUGUCGUCACGUUUGAACAAUGGUCCUGUUGGUUUCGCCUUGCCUUUUACUGGAUCUGUACAUGGUAGUGCCGUUGUGGUUAUAGCAGACCGGUAGCCAUAUCGCUUUUUCUAAACUGCUACACGUUUAUAAUCUUCAUUUUAAAAGUAUGUAUAAUUUUUAGAAAAUGUAUUCUGUUCACAUGGUCUGCCUGUCAGUGAGGCAGACUUCUGCUUACUAUAUUCCUUCAUAGAACGCUAGCCGCUUCCUUGGUUCUUUGGUCGUCUGCUGUGCACAAGAACUGUCCGGAGUCAGCGAGAGAGGGCUGCCUCCCUGGGUCCCAGGCAGCACUGCGGAGUGUAGCUCAGAGACAGUGGCAGCAGCCUGUGGAGGGAGGCAUGGAGGGGUGUUGUAUACAAGGGAGAAUCCAAAGUGCUUCCAACACGAGAGCCCUGAGAAUCUCUCCUCUGAGUUCAGAGAAACAAGCAAACUAACCAAACAGCUAUUUGCCUUUGCAGUUUUACAAACCCUGGGAGCUACAUUGGGAGCAAGCAAGGCAACCCUCAAAUGCGUUGUGACUUUAAAUGUUGCAUUCUUUUCAGACAUGUGACAUCUCCUUUAUUCUCUUGUCCCCCAAUUUUGUUGGGUUUCAGGCAGAAUGUCUCCCAGAGCACCCCAGAAUGAGAUUAUAAUUUAAACCAGAUGGGGGAGGGACAGAGCGGGCCGAGAGCAGGGCAGCCGCAGAGCAGAGCAGGAAAACGGAGGGGAAGGGGUGCCUGGAUUAUUUUUGUUGUUGUUACCGCAUCUACAUGUAGAGAGUUGUGGAGAGCUGUCAGGGUAAAGUCAAGUGCCAGCAUCAGUCCCAGGAGAAGGUCAGAUGGGAUAAUUAGGCCCACCCAAGAUCCCAGCAGCCCACCCAUCCGGAGGCCAGCCUCCCCCAGGCCAGCAGGUGCUAACGUGGUCAGACUGGGCAGAGGUCCACACCAGCCCUCUGUCUCUCACCGAUACAUCCAGACCUGCUUUCAGGAAGGACCACCUGUUGGCCACCAUGUGGGGUUCUGAGUGCUGUGGGCCCCUCACCUCGGAGCACCUCAGAGGAACGCUCAGUGGCCUCCAGGGCCGGCUGCUGUCAUGGCUGCAUCCUGGUGAGAACGCUGAGGCUACCCUCGGCCUCCAAAUCAGCUGCUCCGGGAGGCCUUCCCCUUCCUGAUGGGAAAGUAGAAGAGUGACUGAUGUAGAAAGCAUGACGUGUCCUGUGGCUCUGCUGUUCUCCUCAGGACUCCAGAGCCUUUUACCAAAGCCGGAGAAGAGCUUUCUCACAAGCUUUCACCGCCCCGGAGUGGGGACCGAGUGCCGGUGCCGGGUGCCCCGCCAACUGUGAAUGUUUCCCCUCGCACAUCCUCUGCCGUGAUUGCUAAAGCACACUUCCUGCCCGCGGGAGUGUUGUGCAGGCACGUGUGGCACGAGGAGGACUUUGUGCGUGUGGUGUUGAGUUUUGACAUUACAUAUGUGUCACUUCCCCUCCCUGAGCUCACUGCCCAGGACAGACAAUGCCCAGUCUCAGGUAUCCUUUCAGGAGGCUUCCAAACCUGGCCACGAGGGUAGGCACAGACUUCACCACCUCGUGAACCCCUCCCCACGUAAAGAAGGAGGAACAUUCGGAUCUUAGGAUUGUCAGAAGAAACGCGGUCACAUAGCCAGCUCUGUUUCCAGCAUGGAUGCCAAGGCCGGGGAGGGAAACUAAAAAGGUUGCCCUUUCUCUCCGAAUGCAGAACAAAACCCUGGCAGCUCUGACCUCUGGUUUCCCAUUUCCUGCUGUAUUUGAGGAACAUGGUAUGAUUAGGCAUUGUGGUGUUUUUUAUUAUUAUUAUUAAGAGAAGCAAUUAAAAAAAAAAAAUGCAAUCACUGGCGAAGAGGUACGAAAAAGCCAGCCUCUCGUGGUGGCAGGCAAAGCGAAGGCCUUGUGAGGUCGUGCCUGUCCAGUGAGGUCUGAGAGCAGAUGCCCAGGGAAUUGAAGAAUCUAUUAUUUUUUAUCUAAAUCUUUAGUGGGUAACGUUUUAUGCAGUUGUAAUGAAUGAAGAACUUUUCCUCUUGUCUAAUUUUGUAUGUAUUUUUCCUUUGGGGAAUGGUAGGUGACAAAGCCUCUGCCACACUCCAGAAGUACACGUGCGGCUGCUUUUAAAAAUCGUGUGUCUGGUCACCGAUUUCUCCAAAAGUAUCUCAUUGCCUGGCAAUCAGUCUUCUCUGGUGUACUUGUCCUAGCACAUGACGUACACGCGAGAUGUAAACAGGUGUGAAGGAGGACCAGAAAAUUUAGUUAAUAUUUUUUAAAAAUGUAUUGUGCGUUUUUUGGCUUCACAUGUUGAACUUUUUUUAAGAAAAAAAAAAAAAGUUGCAUGAAUGGGAAAAAAAACACCUGUAUACAGUAUCUGUAAAACUGUCUUAUCUGUUCCAAUUUCUUGCUCAUACCACAUACAACUAGACUUCACUAUGGCCUGUGGCCACGUUCAAAACCCAGAGAGGCAUGCAGUCAGUACUUCGGUUUGAAGCGCCUCGUCCUCUCUUCCAAAGCAAGCACUAUGCCGCUGCAUCUUACUGAGGAUUUUGUCUAGCCAUAUGUUGCCGUGAAUUAAUAACUCUGCCAUCUUUCUUUUCAAGAAUCAGAGCCAGUUUGAUUUGGGAACCUGCCCCUUUCCAAAUGAAAUAGAGACACAGUCCUUGCUUUCCUUGGCAUUUGUACAUAUUCCCUUGUGUGUUCCAUUUAAAACCAUAAUCUAGUUUGUAAAGGAGAUGUUGACGCAUGUAAAUAAAGCAUCGAUGACACUUUA
Molecule: messenger RNA, 7074 nt
Organism: Pipistrellus kuhlii (Kuhl's pipistrelle)
Lineage: Eukaryota; Metazoa; Chordata; Mammalia; Chiroptera; Vespertilionidae
Gene: FOXO3
Product: forkhead box O3
Exons: 4
Coding region: 406-2430 (674 amino acids)
Biological process (GO): regulation of transcription by RNA polymerase II
Cellular component (GO): nucleus; mitochondrial matrix
Molecular function (GO): DNA-binding transcription factor activity, RNA polymerase II-specific; RNA polymerase II cis-regulatory region sequence-specific DNA binding
Source: RefSeq, a predicted model, not a curated record